Messenger RNA from Myodes glareolus (Bank vole), 476 nucleotides. RefSeq names its product defensin beta 130B (gene Defb130b). Lineage: Eukaryota; Metazoa; Chordata; Mammalia; Rodentia; Cricetidae. Gene Ontology annotation, molecular function: chemoattractant activity; CCR6 chemokine receptor binding. The record is from RefSeq and is a predicted model, not a curated record. Gene Ontology annotation, biological process: cell chemotaxis; defense response to bacterium.
UGGAACUAUUCCAACAAAAGCUGGUUUUCUUCUUUGCACGUUAAGCUUCACUGAGCAGAAGGAACCUCAGUCCCCCAGAAAUGAAUAAAAGCCCUGAGCAUCAACAUCUGACCACCUUCCUCACUGCCGGCCACUUAGCCAUGAGACCCCAUUCCUGCCUGGCUGUCCUCUUGCUGUUUGGGAUGAUAAUGCCCAAAGGAAAAGCUGGCGUUAUCCCUGGGGAAAAGCAAUGCAUUUUGUUGAAAGGCAUGUGCAAAGACAUAGCAUGCACGUCCACGGAUGACACCAUUGGCGAAUGCAAUGAUGAGAAAAAAUGCUGUCGGAAAUGGUGGGUGUUUGAACCCUACCCAACACCCAUUCCUAGAGGAAAAUCUCCUUAGAGGGGAGGAAACUGCAAGCUGUCAAGUUUCGGAAAGCAUGGACAAGCUGUGUAGAUUUCGGCUUAAGUACACUCACCUCCCUUGCCUGGAAAUAAA